AUGGCUCAAACCAUGCUACUCUCUGCUGGCAGUACUGUUUCUGGGCAUGCAUUGGAUCUGAAGAAGGACCCAUUGAUGAUUCAGAGACUAAAACCAAAGCCCUUCUCUCAAUUCAUUUUACCACCCAAAACUUCAUCUCCUUUAUCUUCAUCAACUACAACUGUUGCACUCUUCAAGUCGAAGACGAAAGCACCAGCCAAGAAGGUUCCAGUGGUGAAGGAAAAGCCAAAGGUGGAAGAUGGCGUUUUUGGAACAUCGGGAGGAUUUGGUUUUACCAAGGAAAAUGAACUCUUUGUAGGUCGUGUUGCUAUGAUUGGAUUCGCGGCAUCUUUGUUGGGAGAAGCAAUAACAGGAAAGGGUAUUUUGUCACAACUGAAUUUGGAAACUGGAAUCCCUAUUUAUGAAGCUGAACCUCUUCUUCUCUUCUUCAUCCUCUUCAAUCUCCUCGGAGCCAUAGGCGCUUUGGGUGAUCGUGGUCGUUUCGUUGAUGAACCUUCGACUGGGCUCGACAAGGCGGUUAUAGCCCCCGGCAAAGGACUUCGGGGUGCAUUAGGUCUUGGAGAUGGCCCAUUGUUUGGAUUCACAAAAUCAAAUGAACUAUUUGUUGGAAGAUUGGCACAACUGGGAAUUGUUUUCUCCAUAAUUGGAGAAAUAGUUACAGGAAAAGGGGCUUUAGCACAGUUGAAUAUAGAAACAGGAGUGCCCAUAAAUGAAAUUGAACCACUUCUGUUGUUCAACAUUGUCUUCUUCUUCAUUGCCGCCAUUAAUCCUGGUACCGGAAAAUUUGUGACUGAUGAAGAAGAAGCAUAA
This is a messenger RNA of Fraxinus pennsylvanica, 810 nucleotides long. The record is from the annotation of a GenBank genome assembly. Lineage: Eukaryota; Viridiplantae; Streptophyta; Magnoliopsida; Lamiales; Oleaceae.